GGAGGGACUCCGGUGACAGCUUGGCGGAGCCGGGCGAGGGGCAGCGCUCGGCCGGGCCCCGCGGCGCGGAGGGGCGACCAGCGGCCAGAUGGCCGCAGCCCCAUGUGCCCAGCAGCCGGGGCCCGCGCCGGCCGUGAGGGCCGCAGCCAGGCGCUGUCCCUGAGGCGAGGAGCGCAGGCACCGCCAUGGCCUCAUCCCGCCGGGCCCGGCACGCCGGCCCUCCCGACGGAGGCUGGGGAUGGAUGAUUGUUGCUGGCUGCUUCCUCGUCACGAUCUGCACCAGGGCCGUGACAAGGUGCAUCUCCAUUUUUUUUGUGGAGUUUCAGGCAUACUUUGGGCAGGAUUAUGCCAGAACUGCUUGGAUCCACUCCAUUGUGGACUGUGCUACGAUGCUUUGUGCCCCGCUUGGGAGUUUAAUCAGUAAUCAUGUAUCCUGCCAAGUUGGUAUCAUGCUAGGAGGGCUGCUUGCAUCUGCUGGACUAAUUUUGAGCUCAUUCGCCACCAGUCUGGAACAUCUCUACUUAUCAUUAGGAGUCCUCACAGGACUUGGGUUUGCACUUUGUUAUUCUCCAGCCAUUGCGAUGGUGGGCAAAUACUUCAACAAAAGGAAAGCGCUGGCGUAUGGAAUAGCCAUGUCAGGAAGUGGAAUUGGUACCUUCAUCCUGGCCCCUGUGGUCCAGCUCUUAAUUGAGCAGUUUUCCUGGCGAGGAGCUUUGCUCAUCCUGGGAGGUUUUGUUUUAAACCUCUGUGUCUGUGGUGCCUUGAUGCGGCCUAUUUCUCUUAAGGAGGAUUGUAAAACUGCUCCUGAGUUGCUUGAACAGAAUUAUGUCCUUGAAACAGAGAAACAAGACUUAAAGCAAAUGUCCAUCUGUUCACCUUUAAUCAAAUUAUGGCCUCAUGAAUGUUUGUGCUACUGUUCAUGGAAGGAAUAUGACUUUUUGCUGAUGCCAGGCUUCAUGGUGCUGGCAGUGUCAAUUUUAUUUAUGGCAUAUGGCUGCAGCCCUCUUUUUGUCUACCUAGUGCCUUAUGCUUUGAGUGUUGGAGUGAGUCAUCACCAGGCUGCCUUCCUCAUGUCCAUACUUGGUGUCAUAGACAUAAUUGGUAAUAUCACCUUUGGAUGGCUCACAGACAGAAGGUGCCUGAAGAAACAUCGUUACUUUUGCUACCUCUUUGCUGUGGGAAUGGAUGGCCUCUCUUGUCUUUUCCUGCCAGUUCUCCAAAGCUUCCCCUUGCUUGUGCCUUUCUCAUUUACCUUUGGCUACUUUGAUGGAGCCUAUGUAACGCUGAUCCCCGUUGUGACAGCAGAUGCAGUGGGAACUCCUUUGUUAUCAUCAGCACUGGGCGUUGUGUAUUUUCUUCAUGCCAUACCAUAUCUAGUGAGCCCACCUGUGGCAGGCUGGCUUGUGGACACAACUGGCAGCUAUACUGCAUCAUUUCUCCUGUGUGGAUUUUCUAUGAUAUUUAGUUCAGCACUAUUGUGCUUUGCAAGACUAGCAAAGAAAGUCAAAAGGACACAUUUGCCAUCCCUCACUGGUAACACAGCCUUGAAACAGCACAUCUGGACAAAUGGAGCAAUAGCUUAUUCUGUCACAGCAGAAUUAGACCAAAGGGAUGUUGAAUUUUUGGCUGUGGAUACAAACAGCUUCAGCAACAGGUGACAAGUGCUGGCACAACCUGAGACAGAUGUGGCUCAGUGGUGUUACACUGUUGAAUAUACUUCUCCUGUGAAACAAGACCUCUCAAUUAGAUUGUUCUGUCAUGUUUUAGUUGGCUUAAAUCUACAUACAGCAACAGUAAUACUAAGUUAAUGCAGUAAUGGAAGAAAGCUAGACUGAAAAUAGAGUUUGUAGAUACAAGUGUUCACAGAUUAAUUUGAAAUGCAGUGUUGACUCCACAGGGAUCAGUCACCAAAACUGAACAAUAACAUUUACAUUUAAAAAUACUAUUAAUGACCCAAGCUUUUUCAUUUUGUGGUCUAGUGUGUUUCAAUGGACUAAUUAUACACACCAUGAAAAAAUCUCUGCAUUUAUCAGUCUGCAUGAAACUCUUUGCAAAUGAGUGUUUCAAAUGUCAAAGUCACCUGUUUGUUUAGCUUUUGUUUUGUUUUUGGUUUUUUUUUUUUUUUUAAGAAAAUCUGGCAGGAAUCUGAUUUAUGCUGAAAGUAUCUCUGGAGCAGCUGUAAUUUUUACAAUGUGCCUGAACUUUGUACAUACAUUUCAAUUUAAUUUCAAAUAUGGUUUUAGACCUGCUUUCCCACAUGCUCUAUAGCAAAUUUUACUUUUUUCCUUUUUUCUUCUGAAUACCUUUAAAAUUUGAACUUCUAAACAUUGGCAUUCAGGGUAUGAUCUUUCAGCUGAUCCUUCUCUUGGAGGGUGGAAAAUGUGUUGUGGUGGCUCUACUUAUCUGAAGAGGAGUAAAUUUGUACCAUGGGACCAGGCAUGCUGAUAGACAAAUGUGCUUUAAGUGCAUUAGUUGGAAGAAGCCCAAAGGCAGCCCAAGAGACCAGAGAGGCUCCUUUAUUUUUAAACACAGAGCCUCUUCCUCUUGUAAAAUCAGCACCUAU
This is a messenger RNA of Camarhynchus parvulus, 2563 nucleotides long. It is a transcript of the gene SLC16A12, whose product is annotated as solute carrier family 16 member 12. Gene Ontology annotation, biological process: monocarboxylic acid transport; transmembrane transport. The record is from RefSeq and is a predicted model, not a curated record. Bases 186 to 1658 code for a protein of 490 amino acids. The transcript has 7 exons. Lineage: Eukaryota; Metazoa; Chordata; Aves; Passeriformes; Thraupidae. Gene Ontology annotation, molecular function: monocarboxylic acid transmembrane transporter activity.